Lindgomyces ingoldianus is the source of this 1383-nucleotide messenger RNA. RefSeq lists its product as uncharacterized. Lineage: Eukaryota; Fungi; Ascomycota; Dothideomycetes; Pleosporales; Lindgomycetaceae. The annotation marks the transcript as partial. The transcript has 5 exons. The record is from RefSeq and is a predicted model, not a curated record.
AUGAAGGCCCAAUCCUUGUUUCUAGCCUUGGCCACCGUGCCCGCAGCUUUGGCGCACACAGUCUGGACUGACUUCUACGUUGAUGGCGUUGCUCAAGGUGAUGGUGUUGCGAUGCGUAUGAGGAAGGACCCAGCAAAGGCAUCAUUCCCUCUUGAAGAUCUCUCUAGCAACGACAUGGCAUGCAAUGUCGACGGCGAGACUGGAGUCUCACGAGUCCAGCCAGUCAGCGAUGGAUCCACGUUGACUUUCGAAUUCCGAUCCUGGCCUGAUGACCCCAGCAAGGAGCGCCUUGAUCGUGGUCACUACGGACCUUGCGCCGUCUACCUAAAGAAAGUUGACUCUGCUGUCGACGAUCCAGGUCACGGUGAUGGCUGGUUUAAGAUCUGGGAUGAUGGUUACAACGCAGACACAAAGCAAUGGUGCACCGACAAGAUGAUCGACAACAAUGGCCUCAUGUCCAUUGUUCUUCCUUCUGGUCUAAAGGGCGGGUACUAUCUCGCACGCCCUGAAAUUCUGGCACUCCACAACGCUAACCAAGGGGACCCACAGUUCUAUGCUGGUUGUGCUCAAAUUUUUGUUAAGAGCUCUGGAGAUCUAGUUCCCGAAGAAACUGUCAGCAUUCCUGGAUAUGUCAAGGCUGGGGAGGAUAGCGUUAGCUGGAACAUCUACACUGCCGAUAACUCCAAGUAUCCCAUUCCUGGUCCCGCCGUCGCGAAGCUCUCCUCGAGCUCUACUGCUGCUGGUGCCAAUGUGAAGGCGCAAACCACCCAAACCCAGGGUUUGAAGCCAGAUACUUGCAUCUGUGAGAAUGCCAACUGGUGCGGAAAGGAAGUCCCCUCCUACUCCGAUGAGGCUGGAUGCUGGGCAGCGAAUCAGAAUUGCUGGGACCAAGGCAACACUUGCUACAGCACCUCACCGCCGACUGGUAACGCAGGUUGCAAGAUCUGGGAAUCUAAGUGUAAGGGUAUCGAAGAUGCUUGCAACGCCGGAAAUUUCAAUGGCCCACCAAACAAAGGCAAGGACCUUACGCCCAAGGCCGAGACCAUCGAUGUUGGACUCGUCAUGCCCACCUCAGGAGUCACGGGAGGAUCUCCGCCCAAGACCAGUGCUGCUGAGGCGCCAACUACCUCUGCCGCCGAAGUCAAGACCAGCCCCCCGGUUUACACAUCUGCUACUGCCGCACCAAAGACCUCGGCAGCUCCCGUAGAAGAACCAUCAUCCACCGACGUCGGCAACUAUAGCGCCGCCCCAACUGUCGCGGAGACUCCGAAGCCAAAGCCUAUCUCCACCCCGGCUUCUGAGGCCACACCAGAACCUACCAAAGUGGUCUGCCCUCCUGGAUACGAGUGUGUAACCAUCACCACCACGAUCGUCAAGACGGAU